This is a messenger RNA of Strongylocentrotus purpuratus (purple sea urchin), 2396 nucleotides long. RefSeq lists its product as uncharacterized. NCBI's taxonomy places the organism in Eukaryota, Metazoa, Echinodermata, Echinoidea, Camarodonta, Strongylocentrotidae. The coding region runs from base 330 to 1703 and encodes 457 amino acids. The transcript is spliced from 2 exons. The record is from RefSeq and is a predicted model, not a curated record.
AGAUACUAAUCUCUGUUUUGUGAGGACAUUUUUUGUUUCAGUUGACGAUCGGAGUAUGACGUCAGAAGCGAUGUUUUUUUUUUGUUGAAUUUUUGGUCUGCCGAGUGGGGGCGUAACAAUUUAGCUGCAAAUGAUUCUCAAUUUUGGGAAAAGUCAUCCUUCUGAUUGCGAUCAAUAUUUAGUAUUUCCAGACAAGCCCAAUGUUGUUGAACCGCCUUUUAUGAACGGUAUCGCAUCAUGCUUGAAAUUGUCGCUAUUUAUUGAGUGCAGUCAGUCCGAUUGGUUGGUUAUACGCUACAUUAAGUUCAACAACAGUGCUUUAAGUCAACAUGAGCGAUAUGUCCCAUCAAGAGUCCGUCAAGCCCGGGGAUUCAGCAAGCCAGACUGGCAAGAGCAGCACAAGCAGUACCUCCAGAGCUAGAGUCAAAGCAAUGGUGAAGAGAGCGGCCUUGGCAGCCCAGGCAGCAGCUCUCAACGAACAACAAGCUCUUGAACUGGAGGAGUUUAAGCUGAAGCAGAGAAGGAGUAAGCUUGAGCUACAGACAAGACUCAGCAUGGCAAAAGCUGAGGAAGAGGUUUUCUCCCAGCAUGGAGAGAGCAUGACUGCUGCUGUAGAAGAUGUCUCCCAACAAAGAGGGGCCUUGACGACGGAGCCCAGCAUGGCUACAGAUUUAGAGAAGGCUGUCUACCAGCUGAGACAGCCUUCACAGGUGCAACCUAACAGGGCCAGCACUACAGACAAGGACUUCUCCCAGCGUGGAGAGAGCAUGACUGCUGCUGCAGAUAAAGAUGUCUCUCAACGAAGAGGGGCCUUGACGACGGAGCCCAGCAUGGCUACAGAUUUAGAGAAGGGUGUCUACCAGCUGAGACGGCCCUCAGAGUUGCAACCCAACAUGGUCAGCGCUACUGUAACAGACAAGGACUUCUCCCAGCAUGGAGAGCCCUUGAAGUAUGAUACCACCACUAAUCAGAGUGAAACCACAGAACAGAAUGGCUCCAUAUUAACUGGGUCAGAAGCAAGUUACGGAAUCGCCAUAGGGGCCGGUAUGCGAUGUGUAGGUCCAGUGCAUGUUCAGGCAGCAGAUGGAGAUAGAUGUGUUCUUACCUACGCUCUACUGGACUCUGGUUCGACCACUUCCUUCUGCACAGAGAGCCUAGUAAGGAAAGUGUCAUCACAGGGGGAAGAGCGCAUACUUUCCAUAUCAACCUUGGACAAUCCUGAUGGAGGGAUCCAGACUCAAGUUGUGAGUCGUAUGGUCGACACAGGUCUCAUGACAGAAAGAGUGAAGCUUCAGAAGGUUUCUACCAACAGGAAGACCGACUUACUGAGUGAUGACAUGGCCAGUAUGCGAGACUUAGAAGGAUGGCAGCACUUAGAGGGGCUGGAUCUACCAUUUGCCUGCGGACAAGAAGUGGGACUCCUGAUAGGGCAAGAUGCGCCAUUUGCUCUGAUGCCCUUAGAAGUUUGUAGAGGAAAGGGAGAAGAUGAGCUGUUUGCCAUACGUACUGUACUUGGAUGGUCUUUGCAUGGCCCUGCUGCUGCUAUUCCAGACAAUAAAGGAAUGAUGGUGAAGGACAGAAAGGCACUUGACAUACAGAAUGAAGGGAAGUGCAAAGAGAUGGAACAGUACCAGUUUCACAUACCCUUCAAGGAAAAACGACCUACAUGUAGCUUGACAGACAACCGAUGGGUAGCAGAAUAAAGGUUGCGGAGUCUCAGAAGGAAGCUAGGUAGAGAUCACGCUCUGCACUACAAGUACACUGAAGGUUAUGCCGAGGAGGUGGAAGAGCAAGAUUGUCAACCAGGUGAUGUAACAUGUCGAUACCUCCCUCAUCAUCCAGGUUUACGAUUUGGUACUGGUGGUCGACGAGCACUCACACCGCAACGUUUGGCCUUUGGGAAGAGUCCUUCAGACAUGGCCAGAAGAGAAAGGCUUCGAUCGACAGUGUGAAGUGAAGACCUGAACCAGCGUACUGCGGGGAGUCCAGUUACAAAGCUCUAUUUAAUUUGGAGGCAGAUUCUUGGAGACAUUUCUGUGUUUCUAAGAUGAGGGGUCAAGCCUAGCGCUGUCCCGUGCCAAUUGUAGAGGUAUUUGUGUUUUGUGUUCUUAAAACCAGAAAGCGGAACUGACAUCGAUCCUUUUUUGCGUAUUAGAGUGUCAUUGAUCAGUCAAGAAAUUAAGGAAUUUUUGUGCUUCAGCGUCAGGGACAAAGUGUCAACAUUUGAGCAACUUUCAGAGAAUUUUUAGAGACUUUUACAAGAAAUUUGAGGAAAGUUCAGCGUUUCAGAAGAAGUUCUAAGCAAGAAAAUAUGUUGCAAGACAAAGUUGAUAUUUAGUCAUAAGAGGAAAUACAUAUUAUUCUGAUCCUUUAAUAACUCAGAGAAUGUCAAAGAA